GAAGAUGGCUGAAGCCAAUAUUUCAGUCGAUCAGGACCAGUUCAUCUGUGCUGUGUGUCUGGAUCUCCUGAAGGAUCCGGUGACUAUCCCCUGUGGUCACAGUUUCUGUAAGGUGUGUAUUAAUGGCUGCUGGAAUCAGGAGGAUCAUAAAGGCAUCUACAGCUGUCCUCAGUGCAAAGCCACUUUUACUACAAGGCCUGUUCUACGCAGCAACAAGAUGCUGGCUGAAGUGGUGGAGAAACUAAGGGAGACUGGAAUCUUCCCUCCUUUUCCACCUUCUGAAUUUGCAGAUGUGGAGUGUGACUAUUGUGAUAGGAUAAAGCAUGAAGCCAUCAAAUCCUGUCUGACGUGUCGGGCCUCUUUUUGUGAAAUUCAUCUUAAACCUCAUCUUGAAAGACAAACAUUUAAGACACACACAAUAAUCAAUGCCACAAAAAAUUUGCAAGAAAAGAUCUGCACCCAACACAACAAACCGAUGGAGAUCUAUUGCCGUACUGAUCAAACCUGCAUCUGUUUUUUGUGCACAAUGGACAGACACAAAGGUCAUGAUCUUGUCACAGCUGCAGCAGAAAGAGUUGAAAAACAGAGUAAGUUAAAGGAGGAACAGAUAAAAUCCCAGCAGAGAAUCCAGGAGAAGCAGAAGAAGGUGCAGGAGCUGAAACAGGCUGUGAACACCAUAAAGAUUAUAUUCCAGACAGCAGUGAAGGACAGUGAGAAGAUCUAUGCUGAGAUGAUCAGCACCAUCAAAAAACAGCGCUCAGAGGUGAUGGAGCUGAUCAGAGCUCGAGAGAAGGCUGAACUGAGUAAAGCUGAACAACUCCUGAAGCAACUGGAGCAGGAGAUAGAAGAUCUUCAGAGAAGUGACAUUGAAUUGAAGCAGCUUUUACAGACAAAUGAUGACGUCAGUUUCUUGAAGGUUUUAGCUUCCAGAAGUCGGCCUUCCACAGGAGGCACAACAAACACUCAGGCAUCCAGCAUCCCUGUUAAUCAGCAUCUUUCAUUUGAUGAAUUGAGAAAAUGUCUCUCUAAUGUAAAGAAGAGACUCGCGGAAUUCUGUGAGGGGGAAUUCAACAAAAUCCGUCUACACGUUGAAGAUGAACCAGAACUAACAAAGAGGGAAGAGUUUCUUAAAUAUUUCUGUUCUCUGACUCUGGAUCUUAACACGGCACAUAGUAACCUCAGUCUGUCUGAGAGGAAAAGAGCGGUGACAUACAGUAAAAAAGUGAAUUCGUACUCUGAUCAUCCAGAGCGAUUUGAUUACUGGCCUCAGGUGCUGUGUAAGGAAAGCAUUUCGGAACGCUGUUACUGGGAGGUGGAGUGGAGCAAAUGGGGAGGUAUGGACUUUGUAGUCUCUUAUAAAGACAUCAACAGGAAAGGAUGGGGUAAUGAAAGCGGGUUUGGCCGCAACAGCAAGUCCUGGAGUCUGGAGUUUUCUUCUCAUUCUUCUUCUGUCUCAUUAUAUCAUAACAGCAUUGAGACUGUUCUGGGACAUCCAAUAACAUCCAAAAUAGGAGUGUAUGUGGAUCACAGUGCAGGAACUCUGUCCUUCUACAACGUCUCUGACACGAUGAAGCUCCUCCACAGAGUCCACACCACAUUCACUCAGCCUCUGUACGCUGGGUUUGGGUUCUACAAAUCUGUUUUGCAUAAAACUGGACCAACUGUGAGGUUGUGCAAUCAAAAAUAACCAAUCCUGGGGCAGUGCAUUAAAUAUGAAAAAAUAAUUAAAAUUAAUCUAACACCAUUUUUUGAACUAUUGACUUCACUUCAUUGCAAUGUUGUAUAGAGUGAAUAAUUUUUUUUUAAGGUAACAUCAUGUUUAUAAAAAAAUGCUGUCAUGGAAUUAACACUGGUGAAUAUUGGUUAAUUUUAUAAUAUUACUGAUUUAAAAAAAAUAUAAAGUAUAACUGUAAUAAUGAAAGUAUUUAAUCAUUGGGCUCAAAUAAAGUACAUUAUUUCUUGAUUAUUAAUAAUAACAACAACGACAA
Clarias gariepinus (North African catfish) is the source of this 1988-nucleotide messenger RNA. RefSeq names its product tripartite motif-containing protein 16-like. The coding region runs from base 5 to 1687 and encodes 560 amino acids. Lineage: Eukaryota; Metazoa; Chordata; Actinopteri; Siluriformes; Clariidae. The record is from RefSeq and is a predicted model, not a curated record. Gene Ontology annotation, molecular function: protein binding; zinc ion binding. The transcript has 6 exons.